GCGACACGAUAAACACAGUGGGAGAUACCAAGUCCGUAGCGCACAGGCCGCCUGCCCCUCUCACUCUCCAGUGGAAUGAUCGUACUACCCGCCGCUGUGUUCCUCGCUCUGCUGGUUUUCUCUCAAGCAGCAAACCCAUGCUGUUCAAAUCCCUGUCAAAACCAAGGGGUAUGCAUGACUGUUGGCUUUGACCGCUAUGAAUGCGACUGCACGAGAACUGGCUUCUAUGGAGAAAACUGCACUAAACCGGAAUUUUUAUCAUGGUUGAGGCUGAAGCUGAAGCCGACCCCCAACACCGUACACUAUAUCUUGUCUCACUUCAAGGGAGUAUGGAAUAUAGUCAACAGCAUGUCCUUCCUGCGGGACGCCAUUAUGAGAUACGUCUUGACAUCACGGUCGCACCUGAUUGACAGCCCACCCACCUAUAACAGCCACUAUACAUAUAAAAACUGGGAGACAUACUCCAACCUGUCCUAUUAUACUCGUUCCUUGCCUCCUGUGGAACGUGACUGCCCUACCCCAAUGGGAGUUAAAGGACUGAAAGAACUUCCAAGUUCAAAGUUGGUAGUGGAGAAAUUCCUGAUGCGAAGAAAAUUUAUUCCUGACCCUCAAGGCACCAACGUUAUGUUUGCUUUCUUUGCUCAACACUUCACACACCAGUUCUUCAAAACGGAUAUGGCAAAAGGGGCUGCCUUCACCAAAGCAUUAGGCCAUGGGGUUGAUCUCAAUCAUGUCUAUGGGGAAAGCUUAGAAAGGCAACAUAAACUGCGUUUAAUGAAGGGCGGAAAAUUAAAAUAUCAGAUGAUAGAUGGGGAUAUGUACCCACCAACAGUGAAAAGUUCAGGAGUAGAUAUGGCGUACCCACCCCAUGUUCCAGAACAUGUUCAGUUUGCUGUCGGGCAAGAAGUUUUUGGUCUUGUUCCUGGGCUUAUGAUGUAUUCCACAAUAUGGUUACGGGAGCACAAUCGAGUUUGUGACAUACUUGCCGGGGAGCAUCCAGAAUGGGACGAUGAACGUAUUUUCCAAACGGCAAGACUUAUUUUGAUUGGUGAAACUAUCAAGAUUGUCAUAGAGGACUAUGUACAGCACCUCAGUGGCUAUCACUUCAAACUCAAAUUCGACCCACAACUGUUAUUCAACCAGAGAUUCCAGUAUCAAAAUAGAAUUGCUGCAGAAUUCAAUACCCUGUACCAUUGGCAUCCCCUCCUACCCGACACAUUUGCCAUCAAUGAAAAGGAGUACAGUUACCCACAGUUUCUCUACAACAAUUCGGUGAUGAUAGACCAUGGCCUUACCCAGAUGGUUGAAUCUUUCAGCAGACAGUCGGCAGGAAGGGUUGCUGGGGGUAGAAAUUUCCCUGCAGCUAUAACUAGAGUAGCUGUGGCAUCCAUUGAGCACAGUAGAGAGAUGAGAUACCAGUCACUGAAUGAAUACCGGAAGCGUUUCAUGCUCAAACCCUUUGAGACGUUCGAAGAGCUGACAGGAGAGAAAGAAAUGUCAGCUGAACUUGAGAAACUAUACGGUGAUAUUGAUGCCAUGGAGCUCUAUCCUGGACUUCUUGUGGAACAGCCGCGCCCUGGAGCUAUUUUUGGAGAGACAAUGGUAGAGAUGGGAGCUCCAUUCUCUCUAAAAGGCCUAAUGGGAAAUCCCAUAUGCUCUCCUGAAUACUGGAAACCUAGUACCUUUGGCGGAAGCGUGGGGUUUGAUAUUGUAAAUUCCGCCUCUUUCCAAAAGCUGAUUUGCAACAACGUGAGAGACUGUCCUUACACCGCCUUUCAUGUGCUAAAAAACAAGCCUUCCGGAAAGGAUUUCAUUAAUGCGAGUUCAGAUUCAACACUGGAGAAUGUAAAGCCAUCUUUAAUCCUGAAAGAGCAUGCGUCCGAACUUUAAACUGACACUUCAGUAUCGACAAAGUAUUUAUUUGUCUGAAACCACUGUCACAUUUGUAUAUAGUAUACACAAUGCUGGUUGGGAUUGAUAGGAUUACUGGGUGGGCAUAAAGACCAGCAGGGUUCAAACUCUUUCAAAACAACCUUUAUUUUCUUUCUUUUGUUUUACAUUACGGGGGGUUAAUUUAUUUAUUUAUUUUUUAUAAUUUAAAUGUCCUGUGCUGCCUCAACAUGUCUUUUGGUUGUCAAUAUAUAUUAAUAUAUAAUAUGAUUAUAUAUUAAUAAAUAUGUAUAUAUCCUCACUGUAUUUCACAAACAACUUCCUAGUAGCUUCAAAUCAUGUCAUCUGUAUACAAAUCCUGCAUAUAUUUGAAUAUGUGCAUUUGAUAGAUAUACAAAACAAUUAAGCCUUAAAUCAAUCAUCACUUGUCUUCCAAAAUGUGUUUUGGAGGUGCAGUGAGCUCGUCUUUCAAACCAAUAUAUACAUAUACUGUACAUUAGUUCUUUAAAAAAUCCAGUAAAACCACAGGUUCAUUGUUGAAACUCUUACUUGAAAUAUAACUAACUGCACUGGACACUGGGACAGUGAAGUCUGAUAGAGCCAUCUUAUUGGUUAAAGUUAAUUGUUUCUUAACAUUGAUUUACCAUGCUGCUAGUUGUUCAUGAUAUUUAAGGAAAUAUAUUGUAUAUAUAAAUAAUAUAUUAUUUAAAAAA
This is a messenger RNA of Xenopus laevis (African clawed frog), 2603 nucleotides long. It is a transcript of the gene ptgs2.S, whose product is annotated as prostaglandin-endoperoxide synthase 2S homeolog. The record is from RefSeq and is marked provisional. Gene Ontology annotation, molecular function: prostaglandin-endoperoxide synthase activity; heme binding; peroxidase activity. Gene Ontology annotation, cellular component: endoplasmic reticulum membrane; cytoplasm; neuron projection. Gene Ontology annotation, biological process: cellular oxidant detoxification; response to oxidative stress; prostaglandin biosynthetic process. Lineage: Eukaryota; Metazoa; Chordata; Amphibia; Anura; Pipidae.